This is a messenger RNA of Mercenaria mercenaria, 726 nucleotides long. RefSeq names its product serine-rich adhesin for platelets-like. The record is from RefSeq and is a predicted model, not a curated record. The transcript has a single exon. Lineage: Eukaryota; Metazoa; Mollusca; Bivalvia; Venerida; Veneridae. Bases 1 to 726 code for a protein of 241 amino acids.
AUGGAAGUAUCUACAUUUCCAAAAUCAAGUUCAAGUCCAUCAUUAACGCGUUUGACAGUUAGCACUGAUAAUGGUGUCUCAGUAUCAUCUGAAGCUUCAGAUUACAGCUCAACCAGUUUUACAUUGGCACCAUUCUCGUCAAAAUUAACCGAUGUAAGUGUUGUUUCAUUGGCAUCUACAACGUAUUCAAGUUUCACUACCAUUGCCUCUAUAGUUCCAGAAGUGAUGCGAACAACAACUGAUUUAGCCUCACAAUCACCGGAAAUAUUGUCAAGUACUACUGAGACUAAAACAACAGAACAUUUAAUUCAAACUUCAAAAGUGGCCUACUCAUCUCAAGAAAGUGGUUCAAGUACUUAUGCAUUCACUGCGUCUUCGCAAUUAUUUAAUUCAAGCACACUAUCUGUAGGAAUGUCACAGUCUCCAAAAGCGGUUUCAGCAAAUAUUAUUAUGUCAUCGACAUUACGGGAUAAAAUUACUGAGGUUUCUCUUUCAUCAACGCAGUUGCCAAAAGGAAGCAGCACAGAUUUUAUUUUGUCUUCUACAUUAUAUGAUAAGAAUACUGAAGUAUCGUCUUCAUUAACUCAGCUGCCCAAACAACUCACUACAUAUGUUCUUAUGUCAUCAACAAGUCAUGAUAAGAUCACUGAGGUCUAUAAUUUGUCAACAAAUGAGCCUGAAGCAGGCACCACUGAUUUUGUUUCGUAUACAAACGAUGCAGGAUAA